Molecule: messenger RNA, 1323 nt
Organism: Caenorhabditis elegans
Lineage: Eukaryota; Metazoa; Nematoda; Chromadorea; Rhabditida; Rhabditidae
Gene: F27D9.7
Product: Peptidase M12B domain-containing protein
Exons: 8
Coding region: 42-1202 (386 amino acids)
Biological process (GO): proteolysis
Molecular function (GO): metalloendopeptidase activity; metallopeptidase activity
Source: RefSeq, marked reviewed
CAAAACGGCAGGCCUACAGUUUUAUGGUCUUUUAGUCUCUGAUGAGAGGAAUUAUACUAAUUUUAGCACUAACCAUUUAUAUAACAAGUGCAGCAGAAAGUUUUUUACAUGCAGAACUGGAAGAUGACACAGAAGCAGAGAUAGCUGAUUGGAGUGAUGUGAAAACAGAUGGGAAAAUAAGACUUAUUACGUUUUUAAUUGGAAUUGAUUCAGCUAUGACAAGGUACUACAACUAUGACGAGGCGCGUAUACGAUCUGCCAUGAUUGUUCUAAUGCACACUGUGAAUCAAUAUUUUUACCCACUCAAUAUCCGCCUAUCAAUUAUUGAUAUCCUUCCCGUAAAAGGAACUAAUAUGGGACUCGAUGAUUUCAUAUCUUGGAAAAAAGAACAACAGAACUUGAUUGAGCAUGACGUCACCGUGUUACUAAGACACAAUUAUGAAGGAGGAAUUGCAUAUUCAAAUGGAAUUUGCUCGAAAAAUAGUCUGAUGAUUUCGGGUUUUCUACCGGAUGCAACAAUGAAUAAUGCAUGGGUCUUUAUGCAUCAAUUAGCUCAUGUAAUUGGUCUAACACAUAAACAGCAAACAAAAUGUGAAUGCAACACGGCAAUAAAUGGAAGGUGCCUCAAACUAAGCGGGUUUCCUGAAUGCAGUGUUCAAGAGAUGGUCGAUAAACUUUCAAAUAGCAGUUGUCUUAUACAAGAAUCGCCUAGUUUUGCAAAGAAUACGGUUGUUCCAAAGAAAGGGUCUCUGCCUGUGUGCGGAAAUGGAUUGCAGGAAGAUGAAGAAGAAUGUGAUUGUGGUCCAGAAAGAUUUUGUGACAACAUUCUGUGCGAUGCGGUCAAGUGCAGGUUCAUUGUUCAAAAAGCAUAUCUUACAACUUUUAUUCCAUUGGGCUUUGCUUUUAUUGCUUUUGUCAUUCUACUCUUUGGGAAGUACUGCUUAUGCUCUCUGUUUGCAUCAUUAAGAAAUACUGGACAUAGAGAACAAAUGGAAAAGAACCGCGGGGACAUUGAAAAUUUGAAUGACGUGGACGUCGAGCAAGCGCCUGUUAGGAUGAGAGUGUCACGAAACGAAGAACCCACAAUUCCAGUGGAAAAUCGAAGAACACGAUUGAGCGACCUAUAUGUUACUAUGCGACCGAUAUCAAGGUUUUGGGAAAAGUUUCAUAAACAGAAAGAUGGAUCUGUCGCGCCCAUUUAACCUUCACUUUAAAUUUAUUUGUUCUAUUUUUCAAUCCGGUGGUUUCAUUAGUCAGUAAAUACGGGUUGAUAUGUGCAUACUUGUAGUUUCAUUGCGAAAAUAAAUAAUAUAUUAAAUAAAA